AUGGUCGGACAACCUGCUGAAUUGCGAAGAAAAUUAGUCAUUGUUGGCGAUGGUGCCUGUGGCAAGACAUGCUUGCUGAUAGUCUUUUCCAAGGGAACCUUCCCACAAGUUUACCUCCCCACAGUCUUUGAAAACUACGUCUCCGAUGUUGAAGUUGAUGGCCGACACGUCGAGCUUGCCCUUUGGGAUACCGCUGGCCAGGAAGAUUACGAUCGUCUUCGCCCCCUCUCAUACCCUGACUCGAACGUUAUUUUGAUUUGUUUCGCCAUAGAUUCUCCAGACUCGUUGGACAAUGUCCAGGAAAAGUGGAUCUCCGAGGUCCUGCACUUCUGCCAGGGCGUUCCCAUCCUCCUUGUUGGCUGCAAGACUGAUCUUCGCUUUGACCCCAAGACCAUUGAGGAACUCAAGCGAACAUCUCAGCGCCCUGUCACUCCUGAAGAAGGUCAGGCUGUUGCCCAGAAGAUUGGUGCUCUCAAGUACCUUGAAUGCUCGGCAAAGACCCAGGAAGGUGUCAGAGAGGUCUUUGAGCAUGCUACCCGCGCUGCUCUCAUGGUUAAGGACAAGGAGCGCAAGCCUACAAGAAGAUGCCUGAUUUUGUAA
Molecule: messenger RNA, 600 nt
Organism: Magnusiomyces paraingens
Lineage: Eukaryota; Fungi; Ascomycota; Dipodascomycetes; Dipodascales; Dipodascaceae
Exons: 2
Coding region: 1-600 (199 amino acids)
Biological process (GO): small GTPase-mediated signal transduction
Molecular function (GO): GTPase activity; GTP binding
Source: RefSeq, a predicted model, not a curated record